Fibroporia radiculosa is the source of this 948-nucleotide messenger RNA. RefSeq lists its product as uncharacterized. NCBI's taxonomy places the organism in Eukaryota, Fungi, Basidiomycota, Agaricomycetes, Polyporales, Fibroporiaceae. Bases 1 to 948 code for a protein of 315 amino acids. The transcript is spliced from 8 exons. The record is from RefSeq and is a predicted model, not a curated record.
AUGAAGAAAGACUCGAAAGGUGCUGUUCCCGCUCUUGCCCUUAACAACGCGGAGGUGCGCAAGAGACUCUUCGGCGACUCUGGCAUCAUCGGCCGAGACUUGCUCGCACGUCGCAAGGACGGCUGCAGAGAUAUAAUAGCCCAUCCUGAUGAGGAGCAUCUUCGCUGGGCUGAUGAACCUGGUUCAGACCAUGGAUUCAUCUCUCGAGGGAGGGAGGUUGGUCCUGAUCAAAUGCCAAUUCCUGAAGCGCGAGUUCCUAGCUCUGGCAUCGUAUUGCGCGGGACCCUCGAGAAGAAUUUAGGCAAGAUGCUACUGUCACGAGGGAGGCGACCACCCCGCCAGCCGCCGGUUUCGGAUGACAACCUCCAGUCGGCCAGGCGCGAGCUCCGCACGCUUCUGGAGCGUUCCGCGAACGGUGUCAGCACGGUCAUUAUCGUCAAUGCUAUCCGCCAGCUCUACGACGAAUCUCGUCAUGAUGAUGGCCCCGGCCACUGGCUUCGCGAGGUCAACGAGUUUGUACGCCAGGCACACCUCACGAAGGAUCUGUCAUUUAAUGGCGAGAGAAGCUUCAAGUACAAGUCAGAGUUAUGGACGGACUCUACGGAUGAGGCGUUCAACCUCGUCUUGGAGUAUUUGACGCUUUCAGGAUGUGAUGCGUUCCUGAAUGUCGUCAGCGUGGACGUGCACAACCGCUUGAAGUUCAGUCCGCACGACACGAUCUAUGACGAGUCUCGCCACGAAAACACGCUUGUCCUCGGUCAGAUCCAAGCCGAUCUCCGCGACGUCACGUUUUUAAGACGAGCAUGUCCAAGAUUGCACCUCGCGACGGCCCAACACCCAGCGUGCGUCUUCCAGGUUGUAAACGUGGUCGUCAAGGUCGACUUGUUCAAAUUCGCCGUACAAGACGAUCGCACCGCUCAUCACACCACAGGACUCGUGAAGCGCUAG